Messenger RNA from Coccidioides immitis RS, 657 nucleotides. RefSeq names its product acetyltransferase. NCBI's taxonomy places the organism in Eukaryota, Fungi, Ascomycota, Eurotiomycetes, Onygenales, Onygenaceae. Gene Ontology annotation, molecular function: glucosamine 6-phosphate N-acetyltransferase activity; monosaccharide binding. The transcript has a single exon. Gene Ontology annotation, cellular component: Golgi apparatus; endoplasmic reticulum; endoplasmic reticulum-Golgi intermediate compartment. Gene Ontology annotation, biological process: UDP-N-acetylglucosamine biosynthetic process. The record is from RefSeq and is a predicted model, not a curated record. Bases 1 to 657 code for a protein of 218 amino acids.
AUGGGUUCAGAAUUGAAUACUUCGACGCGCUUGCUCCCUCCGCCGGGACCCAAGAUCCGACGGCCUGUGCCCUCAGACCCUUAUCCGCCAUGCAACCCCCCCUUAUUCAACGAUGCUAUGAGCGUUCGUACCACGGUCUUUAUCGAUGAACAAGGAUGCUCGCCCGAAAGCGAACUUGAUGAAGACGACCAGCGCAGUUACCACUGGGUCAUGUACGACACCCAAGCGGACAAGCAAGAACCUAUUGGGGUAAUAAGAUUAGUUCCACCACCACACCCACCGCAUGAAGUCCACUUGAGUAAUGGAGGGCCGAAUCACAGCAAGUCAGGUUCGGAGGGCCAUGCUCAACACGAGGAGCCAUGCGUGAAAUUGACGAGAGUUGCCGUGUUGCCGGCCUAUCGGGGAUUGGGUUUGAGCCGCAAAUUGGUCGAUACGACCCUGAAUUGGGCGGCGGGACACAAGGAGGACAUCAGCUCUGCCCUCGGACCCAAGGAGUCCUGGAACGGACUUGUUCUGGUCCACGCUCAGGUGCAAGUGGAGGCAUUGUACGCUCGAAUGGGAUUCGUGACGGAUGAGAGUAUGGGAAAGUGGGAGGAAGAGGGCAUUUUGCACGUUGGAAUGUGGAAAAGGAUUGAAUUAACUACCACAAGCCACUAA